ACUGCUUUGACAAGAAGAUGUCGAGUAUACAAAAUCACCAGCUCUACUCCUUUUUAUAUCCGUCUCCUUACAUAUAGACAACUCUCUUUGAUGUACCCUUCAGCAUGUAUUCACAUUACCAAUCGCCAUCAAACAAGGCUCAGAAUCCUCCAUCCAUUAUGAAUCUCCGCAACCGAUAUCAUAGAUGUCCGCCACAGCUAAGCCAUGCCAUUGAAAAUCCCCAAGUCGAAAGUCGAAAAGUCACCGAAAUAAUAAAGCCAAUGGCAUGGAUCUGCGGAGAGACAUUCGACCGGCGGAGUACUGCUAGUGGACGUACUUCGCUGCAAGUAUGGCGAGAGAGUUACGCUCGACAAUGGACUUAAGACGCCUAUGACCGAGAAAGCCCGGAGCAAGUUGACGGUUUCAGUCUGAAGGAUUAUUACACAUAGUCAGUCUAGCUGCUCUAUUGAACAGAAUAUCUUAGAAAGUCCCCUGGGUUUAGCCAUUCUUUAGUCUAUUUACCCAGCAUCUCACUAGCUUCACGAAAUACGUGUAUGAGAUACGUGUAUCUUCAUCACGCAUCACGCCACAUCACAUAAUUUACAUCAACGACACAACCAAUCCAAGGCUCCAAAUUUUCGAGAAAAAGAAAAAAGAAAUAUAAAUAGAAAAUACGUGUUACUAUCCCUCUUUUAACCAGCGAAUGGGCAAUCGGUAUACCAACAAGAGAGGAAGAGCACAUCACACAGAUAGAAACGCAGGCACACAUAAGCC
Trichoderma atroviride IMI 206040 is the source of this 753-nucleotide messenger RNA. The record is from RefSeq and is a predicted model, not a curated record. Lineage: Eukaryota; Fungi; Ascomycota; Sordariomycetes; Hypocreales; Hypocreaceae.